AUGAGAUCUCAAGCAGCCCGCAUCUUGAAAGCACCCCUAAGGCAACGCGCUCUUCUCCAGCCAGCCUCCUUCUCCCGCUCCCAUUCAAGAUUUCCAGGCAAGAACAGUCGUUCUACGCCCGGAGCUAAGGCGCUUAGAGCAGCCCCGACUAUUCCAUUCUUUGGCGCAUUCUUUAGCUCUCACAAGCCCGAGGACUCAAGCGGCAGCAUGUCUUACCCUGAUCAGCGCAGUGAAGAUCAGUGGCGAACGGUGUUGAAUCCCGAGCAGUUCCGCAUCCUUCGUGAGAAGGGCACCGAACGCGCCGGUACCGGCGAGUACGAUCAACACCAGCCGACCAAGGGCGUGUACAACUGCGCCGGAUGUGACGCACCUCUUUACACAGCCGAUCACAAGUUCAAGUCCGGUUGUGGCUGGCCCGCUUACUUUGAUUCGAUUCCCGGUGCCGUAAAGAGACAUGUGGACAGUACCUUUGGCAUGAAGCGCACCGAGAUCGUCUGCAGUAACUGUGGAGGUCAUCUCGGUCACGUCUUCGAGGGUGAAGGAUAUCCGACCCCCACUGACGAGCGUCACUGUGUGAAUAGCGUGAGUCUGCGUUUUACCGAGGACCAGGGAUCUUCUGGAAAGCCGGCGGAAAAGUCGAAGGCAUGA
This is a messenger RNA of Penicillium atrosanguineum, 648 nucleotides long. Its product is annotated as peptide-methionine (R)-S-oxide reductase. Bases 1 to 648 code for a protein of 215 amino acids. Gene Ontology annotation, molecular function: peptide-methionine (R)-S-oxide reductase activity. The record is from RefSeq and is a predicted model, not a curated record. The transcript is spliced from 2 exons. Gene Ontology annotation, biological process: response to oxidative stress; protein repair. NCBI's taxonomy places the organism in Eukaryota, Fungi, Ascomycota, Eurotiomycetes, Eurotiales, Aspergillaceae.